Molecule: messenger RNA, 2601 nt
Organism: Suillus discolor
Lineage: Eukaryota; Fungi; Basidiomycota; Agaricomycetes; Boletales; Suillaceae
Exons: 10
Coding region: 1-2601 (866 amino acids)
Source: RefSeq, a predicted model, not a curated record
AUGGCUAAGCAUUCAAAAAUACAGAGUCAAAAUGACUACCUCAGGCAAUGGCUGCCAAGGCAGGAAUCAUAUCUACAUCACCUCCUCGAUCGAGAAGCUCCACCAGAAGACAGGAGAUGCAUCAUCUGCCAACAGGAUGGGGUGUACAAAUGUCAAGAUUGUCUUGGCGAGCCACUCUAUUGCACGGGCUGUUGCAGGAGUCAACAUUGUAGCAAUCCUUUCCACUGGAUCAGUCAAUGGAAUGGGCGAUUCUUCGAGCGGAGUUGUCUCGCUCAUGUGGGACUCAUUAUACACCUUGGCCAUGAUGGCAAACAAUGUCCGGCGGUCACCGAUCGGUGGAAUUUGUUUGAAGAAGAUGAACCUGAAGACCUGCUUGAGCCUGAAGAUCUGCCAUUUGUGUCCGGACCCGAGUUCCAGCCAAAGGAAAACACCAUGGUCAUUGUGGACAAGUCCGGAGUUCAUCGCCUGGAGGUUCGAUGCUGUGAAUGUCCGAAUGCCAUGAGUCCGGACAUUCAAAUGUUUCGACACAGAUUUUUCCCUGCAUCUUUCAACAGGCCAAAGACUGUGUUCACCUUAGACCUUGAAUGCGGCACCUCGGCGAUGAACUAUUACAGCAAGCUCCGGAGAAUGACCUCCAGCAUGUUUCCACACCUUGUUCCAGCACAUUGCAAGGACCGAUACAGAGAGCUCAUGAGGGUCGCUCGACAGUGGAGGCAGUUGAAGACAAUGAAAUGGCAUGGCUUUGGCCAUCGUUCUGAUAACCCGAGCACAGGAGAACUCGCAUUAUUUUGCCCGGCAUGUCCUCAGCCUGGGAUUAAUGUGCUGUUCGAUCCAAGCUGGAAAUACACCCGGUCAUUUGUGAUGGACGGAAAUUUCAAAGCGGAACAUCUGCAUCCCAUUAAGCCAUUCGAUGAAGUUUGGCUGUCCGAUGGGCUUGGAUUCAUGGUAGGAAAGGACAGGUAUAAAAUGCAUCUGGCAGAGGCUGCUGACACGGUGGAAAAAUCAAGCUGCAACAACCACCGGGCAGUAAAUCAAGCUAAUGCUGCUCGGCACAAGCUGGAGUCCACCGGUAUCGGGGGAGUUGCCUGUGCCAGACACGGUUGCUUUGUCCCUCACUCCAUGGCUUCCCGGCACAACAUGGAAGGCAUCACCAGGGCUGUCACCUUCUAUGAUAUUAAUUGUCAAUACAACAAACACUUUCGGGUUCGGGUGGAUCGAAGUCGAUUUCUAGAAAUGGCACCACAACUAACCAUCAUUCCCGGAAUUGGGUUGUGGCACGUUCAUGGCCAUCAGGACAGCUGCUAUGUGCGAUAUGCUUCUAACUUUAUUGAAGGCAUUGGUCGGAUCGAUGGAGAGAUCAUGGAGACGCUAUGGGCACGGCUCAAUCUGAUCUCCCCUGCUGCUCGGGGAAUGUCAUCUCCCCACCGAAAGGAAUGCCUUGAUUAUCAGAUGAAUGACUCCAAUUUCUGCAAGAUGAUUCGCAUGAAAAGGACUCUAUGCCGGAAAUACAAGCUGGCGAGGAAUGGCAUCUCGGAAAGUGGAAAGGCAUUUGACAGACUCGAUGAAGCAGCACCCUCACAUUUGAAGACAGAAUGGUUAGCCAGGGAGAGGAUAGCUCAGUCAAGCAGAUUGAAUGAUCCUUCGGCGAUGGAUGAAUAUGAGAUCAAUAUAAAAAAGGCACCUAGCAAAAAGGAGAUCGAGCUUAGAUUAUUAGAGGAGGGUAACACCCGCAAUGCAGCACCCUCUUGCAGAUCUGUGGCGAAGUGGAUAUCAACAGGGUUAGCAAUUGAAGAGGCUCAGAUUGCAUUGCUCAUCGAGGUCCGAAGGAUCGGAAGAAGAUCCACUGAGACACAGAGAUUAGACAUUGCCCGUCAACGCGAUCGGCUCCAAGGCCAGAUAGAUGGAUUUGCUCAGUCUGCUCUAACACAUCUCGGGGAGGGAUUUGAUGCAGAUGAUGAACCUGAGGACUUGAACGUAGACAUUCUAGAUGAUCUCGAUGAUGACCCGGCGGAUUUCACAGAGACAUCUCAUACAUGGACAAACUCUCCUGAGCUCACUGUAAUCCCGUUGCCAUCAAACCUGGGGGCCAAAUCCCAGGCCCUGAAAACUCGAGCUUGGUCCCAGGUGACAUCAGUGCAGCAGGCAGUCUCCCUCCAUGCCAGCAUAUAUACAAAGACCAGGAAGCAAAUGAUGAAACUUGAGCCGGGGCAAGACCAGCUUCAGAAAUACAAACCCCUGCUUCGCGAGCAACUCAAAAUCAGCACUGCAGUGGGUGACCCAAAUGCCCGAGGUCAACGAAAUGAAUCUUUGGCUUGGUUUUGGUCUGUUGAAGUCGACCUCGGGGGUCCUGAUCAAUCGUGGAAUGAGGAAUUUUACCGAGCACUACGAGAUCGAUGGAGGGAAGAAAUGAUAUUGGUCAAAUUGGAGAUGGAUUGGACAUCAACCCAAUGGGGCGACCACAUGCAGGAAUCAUUGGAGAAACGCCUUCCGGGUCACGGAUGCUAUGCCGGAAGGCAAUCCCAAAUGUAUUCAUUGCUUCGCACAGGAUGCGCAGGCAGCUUUUCAAGACCUACAAAACGUGUUGAUAGAGGCUGGAGAUGA